GUACACAAAAACAAUCCAGGUGAAAGGUUUGUUGGCGGCGAAGUUUAACCGUCAGACGCUUCAUAUGCUUUAACUGAGUUUAUCAGUCAAGAGAAUGUCUUUCUCGGCCUCUUUCGAACCGCAUGUCGCAGCCAUAAUGGAAGCACUGGCCAAAGCAGCGGUGGUCGAAAUAAACAAACUGGUGAGUGACGGGACCACCGUCCUGCGGAUGGAGAUCAGCCGAAGGGACAGCGAGAUCCAGGAGCUGAAGGCGAGUUUGAAGGCGCUGGAAGAUGAACUGUGCAAAGCCCAAGAGGCAGGUGCCAGCCGUGAAACACGGGGAAUUCUGGUGCAGACAGCUGAGAAUCACAACUAUAUGAAAGAUGAAGCAGACGACCAGGAAACAUUUGCCGAUUAUCUCCAGCCAAACAAUGAAGACUUUCAGUCUCAGGGUGAAACAGUGCAGAACUGUGACAUGAAGCCAGUGGUGAAAUGUGAACCAGCAGACGAACAUGAAACAACAGCUGGUAAUGCGACGAGCGCAUGGGCCUUCUUUUCUAUGGAGGCAGUGAAGCCUGAUGACUCACUCUGGCGUCCUCCUGGAAGUAGCUUGUUUGAGAAAAACUCUGUUGAGAAGGAGCAUGAAAUGCCACAUCACAGCCAGACUUUCCCCUCUCACGACGACCAUCAUCCUCACAGAAACACAGAAAGGUCCAUCAACUCUCAACCAAUCACAGCAGAGGAAAUUACAAAUGAUUCUGUGCUUGUACCAGUGGAAGUACAGCCUGAGACGUUGUCUGUGUGCUCAGGAAGGACCGCCGCAGUGUCAGUUCAAAUUGAAUGGGUUGGAGAUGCUUCACAGCCGGCGGUCGCUAGUGAUCAGGCCUUGGAGUCUCCUUCACGACUAAAUGCAGAAGAGCAUGUCGUCAGUUGGAACAACAGGAGAGCAAAGAUUCCGCAGAGAAUCAAUCAGAAAAUGUUUACCUGCUCAGUCUGUGACAAGCGCUUCCUUCGCGCAUUUGACCUAAAGUCACACAAGAUCACACACCAGUCUGUCAAACCCUACAAGUGCAAAUGUGGAAAGUCUUUCAAACAUAAAAACCGCUUCAAUUCGCACCAAAGAGUGCACACAGGAGAGAAGCCUUUCAGCUGUAAAAUCUGUUCCAUGCAGUUUUCUAGGAAAGACAACUGCCUGAGACACCAGCGGUUCCACAGUGGCCUUAAGCCGCACAGCUGUGGUGUGUGCGGGAAAAACUUCACUCUUCCGUUUCACCUCAGAAGACACCAGAAGCUUCACCUUUGAAGACAGCACCAUUCAGUAACAUGAUAUUAACUAUUUCUGUUCACAUACAGUACAUCUUUGAGCCAUUGUCUCAGGCCUACAUCAGAUGCAGUGACCAUAUUGUGUCGUCAGCAUUGAUGCCAACUUAACACUUUUGUUGCUAGAUUUGGAAUUUUUCAGACUACCCUAGCAACUGACUUUUUGUGUAAAGAAAAAGAUGUAUUUAUUCAAAAUUCUUGUAUCGGUGGCAAAAAACAUAACUGUGUCUUGGUGUAAGCCAUUACCCCCUACUGUUGGUCAACGGAAAGAGGGACUCAUCAGGGUAUAUACAGUGGAAAAAAUAACCUCAGCAUUACCAUGGUCUUAUUUAGGAAGAGAUGGAACCCAUUAACGACUUAUUUUGGACUGACUUUACAGAGCAUUAAGUUGGUUUUUGCAUCAUAUUUGUAUUUUUGGAUAAAGGUAAAAGGGUGUGUUUCUGCACAGUUAUCAAGCACUGUUGUUAUUGAUUUAUCUUGAUUUUACUUUCUAUUUAUUUUCUGAUCCUGACACUGUCAUAGGAGUAAGGUACCACUUUGCCGAGAGGUUCUCUGUUCAUGUUUAUUUUUUGUUGUUUGCUUUGUCAUGUAAUAAAAGAAUCUGAAGCUUUUAACAAGGAACAUUUUGUGAAUGUAUUUAAGAAUUA
This is a messenger RNA of Sphaeramia orbicularis (orbiculate cardinalfish), 1946 nucleotides long. RefSeq names its product zinc finger protein 16-like. The record is from RefSeq and is a predicted model, not a curated record. The transcript has 2 exons. Gene Ontology annotation, molecular function: DNA-binding transcription factor activity, RNA polymerase II-specific; RNA polymerase II cis-regulatory region sequence-specific DNA binding. The coding region runs from base 95 to 1282 and encodes 395 amino acids. Gene Ontology annotation, biological process: regulation of transcription by RNA polymerase II. NCBI's taxonomy places the organism in Eukaryota, Metazoa, Chordata, Actinopteri, Kurtiformes, Apogonidae.